CCGCCUUGAGCAUCGGCCGCUUCUCGAGGCUGCCUCGACAUCAUCCAGCAAUAAUUAAUUUUGUCCCCCCAAAAAGUUCAUCAACAGAUGUUUAGUUACGUGUUUCCCUUACUCUAGUGUCUGCCAAACGAAUUCAUCAGAUAUUAAAAGCAUCCGGGCUCGGAAGGCCCGAAAAAUUCAGCACGUUCGAUAACCCAAGGAAACGAAGAAAAAAAAUAUCCUGUGGGCAAUGAGAUUGUGAGGUGGAAAGUGGUGAUUUUAAGUGAAGGAAUAUAUACAUAUAUAAAAAUAUAUACGUAAGUGUGAGGCCAAUCCGCAUCACAAGCGGUUUCGUCCCCCAGUUCAUGGACUUAUGUUGUUUGAAACCAAAAGCACGAACUGUAUUGUUUAAAAAAAUUUACAUAAGGUUUAUAAAUACGUAAAAGAAUGCGAGGAAAUGCCGAAGGAAUACAUCUGGGUCAGGCUCAAAGUUUCAAGUGAUUUCACAGGACAUCAAAUAAUUUAAAUGCAGAAAAUAUUGAGAAGAGUUGGUUAAAAAUGAGAAUAAAAACUUUUCUAGAGCCAUUGUUACUAUUUUGCCCUCAGUUUUCUCAAGGACUGCUUCAAAAAAUGGAGUAAUUGCUGAUAAAACAGAGAAAAUUUAUCGAUAAAAUGUACUUGUCAGUUGGAAACAUAAUUAAUUGUUGUCUUCAUGACUCACAAAUGGACUAAACAAUAUAAUACAUCGUGUUUUUCAACCGUGAGACAAAUGCCAAAAGCCUGAAUGUAAUUGUUGUCAACUGUGGACAUUGUUUAUAAAUCAUUGUUUCGUUUUUAUCUGCAUAGCUUUUGGCCACAGUGGCGUUUUCAAUAACAUUGACGUAAAUAAUGCAAAAUUAUUUGAUCCUAUCGAGUCUUAUAUGUCAGCAAUUAUGGUGUUAUUAUUUUGUGAAUUGUAUGGAACUAUUUUGUCGACGUGAAAAAGGACAUUUAUUAACGGACUGGGAUCCCGGCUGAGAGACCGAAAAAAUUUAAUAAUCAGUAUAAAAAAAUCCAUAAGUAACUGGAAAAUAUUUAUUGAUUGAAAAAUUAACAGCUUGAAUUUUAAACCAAUAAAUGACUCGUUAAUUAAUCGUAAUAACAACAAAAAUGGAGAAUAACGUUGAUGGAGACAAUUUGAACCUGAGUUGCGGAGAAAAUGACAUGGGGGAUGAAUUGAAAAUCGGUGCUGACGAGACUUACGACACGAGAAGCGAGGUAUCAUCGAGCUCAUCAGACUCAGACUCCACACAACCGAGUAUCAGCUCAGUCUCCACUAAAUCAUCUCGGGGUGAUAACAAGCGAAAUCGUAGAACUCGUCUGGGUAAACGUGCUCGUUCGCGUGAUUCUAAGUCAUCGAGUCCAGAGGUAAAACGCGCCAGAUCCAAGGAUAGCAAGGGCACACCGAAAAACUACGACUACACGACUAAACUCAAUUACUUGUUUAGAGAUGCGAGAUUUUUCAUCAUCAAGUCCAACAAUGCGGAGAACAUCACGCUGUCCAAGGCCAAGGGGGUGUGGAGCACACUUCCUCAGAAUGAAGCUAAUCUCAAUCAGGCUUACAGGGAGUCGAGAAAUGUUCUGCUUAUUUUUUCGGUCAAGGAGUCGGGGAAAUUCGCCGGCUUCGCCAGGUUGAGCACUGAGUCGAGGAGGGAUGGAGCACCUAUUUCAUGGGUAUUACCACCAGGAUUGUCAGCAAAGGCACUAGGUGGUGUAUUCAAGGUCGACUGGGUAUGCAGGAAGGAAUUACCAUUCACAUCUACUCUCCAUCUCUACAAUCCCUGGAAUGAUGGGAAACAGGUGAAAAUUGGUCGCGAUGGUCAAGAGAUCGAGCCUCGAGUUGCUGAGGAACUCUGCAGAUUAUUUCCAGAGGACGAUGGCAUCGAAAUGACUCCAAUCCUCCGCAAGUCCAAGGAAGCAGCGAAGAACGUGCUUAAAUCGUCCAGGAGAACCAGAAUUACCCGUCCAGUUGGUGUGUCAAGAUUUCUGAGGACACGUGGAGGAGCUCGCGGUGGCAGGAGACUUUUCUUGACCUCGAGGUCUCGUCUGGCUUCAUUAGCGAGGAGUGGACAUUUACCUGAUCAGAGGGGACCUGGCGACUAUAAUCAUCGGUAUCCUUCGUGGUUCAGUCGAGGAGAUGCACCCUAUUCCAAGAACUACGGGGCUUCCAGUAUUGCAGCAGCAGCCGAGGCUUACGUCGCAGACUACAUGCGAACAAUGCAGCAUCAAUUACCCCCAUUACCCCCGUACAACACCUCUCAUCCGUACGAUUCCAUACCACCUCCACCUCCACCCCCACGUUAUUACGACGGCCUACCACUGUACACUGGCUCAAGUUCAUUGGACAAACGAAGUUACGAACGCAGUGUUGACGAGUUCCUGUGGAGAACAGCCAGUCGUCACAAUCGUCACAGCGAACAUCGCUCCUCUCGUGAUCAUCACCACAGGCACCGCGAUCGCAGAUGAAUCGAGUGAAAACCUAAAGUCAUUCUUACAAUUUUCGAUUAUCUUGAAUUCAACACAAAUUGUUCAAUCGAUGUUACAAUUUUCUGCAUAUCUCGAAGGGAGAAAUUAUUUUGAAACUUAGGCAUUUGAUUUAUUUGUAAACCCACUACGAAAACUUUGAGUUUAUUGUUUUUUUCGUAUCGAAUAUGACGGAGUAGAAGUGAUGGUUCGUUGGCAAACACUGCCAAUUGAGUGUUUGUGGUUCAACUUUAAUUUGAAUAUGUGGAUGAACGAGUGCUUGAAACUGAUGAAUAAUUUAAUUCAUAAACGAAUAACAUGCAUAAGAGAAUACAGGAAUAAUCAGCAUCGUGUGAGUCUUGGAUGGGUGAAAAACAAAUUUUCGCUGGUUACUAUCGUAAAUUAAAACAUACGUACUCAAUUUUUUAAGCUACGCAGUGGAAUAAACGACAAUUGGCAUUCGCAAAUA
Diachasma alloeum is the source of this 2950-nucleotide messenger RNA. RefSeq names its product YTH domain-containing protein 1 (gene Ythdc1). The coding region runs from base 1129 to 2484 and encodes 451 amino acids. NCBI's taxonomy places the organism in Eukaryota, Metazoa, Arthropoda, Insecta, Hymenoptera, Braconidae. Gene Ontology annotation, cellular component: nucleoplasm. Gene Ontology annotation, molecular function: N6-methyladenosine-containing RNA reader activity; mRNA binding. The transcript has 6 exons. Gene Ontology annotation, biological process: regulation of alternative mRNA splicing, via spliceosome; mRNA splicing, via spliceosome. The record is from RefSeq and is a predicted model, not a curated record.